Huiozyma naganishii CBS 8797 is the source of this 492-nucleotide messenger RNA. RefSeq lists its product as uncharacterized. The coding region runs from base 1 to 492 and encodes 163 amino acids. The record is from RefSeq and is a predicted model, not a curated record. The transcript has a single exon. Lineage: Eukaryota; Fungi; Ascomycota; Saccharomycetes; Saccharomycetales; Saccharomycetaceae.
AUGAAGUCUCUGAAAAGAUUGGGAAUGAGCACCAUCACCAUAACCACCACCACCAACAACAACAACCACAGUAUAACCAGUAUGAGCAAGGUUAUAAUAGACCUGCGUACCCAGAUCAGAACCGGAGAGAUGAGCAGUUUGGCAACGGUAACUACAAUAGAAGGGACGAGCAAUUUGAUAACAACAAUUACAAUAGAAGGGACGAACAGUUCGAUAACAGAAGAGACGAUGGGUACAAUAGGUUCGGCAACGGCAAUAACUACGGCAGGCCAGAGGGAGGACCAGGGUUCCAAGGCGACCGUUUCGACAACAACGGGCCGGACCGUCAAUUCGGCGGUGAUGGCGGACAAAACUACUACGGCAACCCUUCUAACAACCAGGACAACUACGGAGAUCGCAACUGGUAACUGCAACAGCUGUAAGCCCCCUUCAUAUAUAUCUAUAUACUUUGUAAACGUGAUUAUUGUACCUUAUGAUGAGAUAAUCCGAUGA